Molecule: messenger RNA, 1815 nt
Organism: Phycodurus eques (leafy seadragon)
Lineage: Eukaryota; Metazoa; Chordata; Actinopteri; Syngnathiformes; Syngnathidae
Gene: cant1b
Product: calcium activated nucleotidase 1b
Exons: 5
Coding region: 151-1377 (408 amino acids)
Biological process (GO): proteoglycan biosynthetic process
Molecular function (GO): GDP phosphatase activity; UDP phosphatase activity; calcium ion binding
Source: RefSeq, a predicted model, not a curated record
GUCGCCUUGAGGCAACAGGAGGAAACCGCUAACUCUUCCAAAAGCAACCAUUGACUUAACAGUUUUGAUGGAGACGAACACCAACGUCAGGCAGUGACAAGAUAUCAGCCCCAUUCCGAAGUGCACAAUGCAGAUGAAGACAAUUCUUUGAUGAGCACUUUUGGCAUCGCCAUCCGAGGCCUCCCCUCGGCCCUGUCAUCCAUGACGCAAGCGGUUACCUCGGACUCCCGCUUCAAGCCCAAAUGGCGGGCAAUCGCUGUGGCCACCCUGCUGGCUUUAGUGCUCAUGUCGUACAUGCACCGCACGGGACGGGACGUAGACGCUCCAGUCAGCCAUUCCUACCGCAACAGUUUGCAAAUGUACCAUCAGGCUGAAGGCAACAUGUUCCGGGACAUUCAUAGACAAACUAUGCCGAGACUGGAAAAACCUUACAAUGAUACCUACCCUCUAAGUCUGCCUGUGAAGACCAACAAUGGCAUCAGGUACCGCAUAGGAGUCAUUGCAGACCUGGACACAGCAUCACGUAGCCCGAAGGACCAGAUGUGGUUCAGCUACAUGAAAAAGGGUCACUUGACUGUUUCAGAAAGUGCCGACAGACUGGAUGUGGAAUGGGAUGAGGAGAUGAUCACACUCGAGAGUCAUCUCGCAGAGAAAGGACGAGGUAUGGAGCUGUCUGAGCUGGUGGCGUUUAAUGGGCAUCUGUACAGUGUGGAUGACCGCACGGGCGUGGUGUACAGGAUUGAGGGCAGGCAGGCGGUCCCCUGGGUCAUACUGCCUGAUGGCGAUGGAUCUGUUUCCAAAGGCUUCAAAGCGGAGUGGCUUGCAGUGAAAGACGACCGCCUAUAUGUUGGCGGUCUUGGCAAAGAGUGGACCACCACCACUGGGGAGGUUGUUAACCACCACCCAGAGUGGGUGAAAGUCGUUGGUUACCAUGGUGAUGUCGAGCAUAAGAACUGGGUGCCAUAUUACAACGCCCUGCGGAGCGCCGCCGGGAUUAAACCACCAGGCUACCUUAUCCAUGAAUCUGCAGCAUGGAGUGAGCGGCUUCAACGUUGGUUCUUCCUGCCUCGGCGCGCCAGUCACGAGCGCUACGAAGAGACCGCGGAUGAGCGCCGUGCUAGCAAUCUACUGCUGUCCUGCCAGGCGGAUUUUAGAAACAUAGCGACGCGGUACAUUGGGCCUCUGAACCCCACCCACGGCUUUUCCUCAUUUAAAUUUGUUCCCGACACAGAUGAUCAGAUUGUUCUGGGUCUGAAAUCCAAGGAGGUUGCGGGACAGAUUGCCUCCUACAUAAUUGCGUUUACGCUCGACGGCCGGGUGCUGAUGCCCGAGACCAAGAUCGGAGAUGUGAAGUACGAAGGCCUAGAGUUUAUUUAAAAAUGACAAGGCUGCUAUUUAAAUUUUUAAACAUAACCCCUGAUUGACUGUAAUAAUGAAGAAUGAAAAGCCUAACUUGUCUAAUUAAGGCACACUGGUACACUUAUCAUACAUUAACACACAGAAAUUAUGCAGCUUGUCUCCUGCAGGUAAACUUUGCUGGUCAGAGGCUCAGGGGACAGUCAAAACCUGUAUGACGUAAUGCACACAAUAUUGAAUGUUCAUGAACUACUUGAAAUUAAUGGUCUUACUUAUAGCUUUGUCUUUAGAGGCCAUUUUCAUAUUUAUACUGGCCAGAUUUUAGAUUUUAUUUAAGAAAGUCGUAAUGAAUCAAUAAAGCAAAUAAGCGGAAGAACUAUUUUAUUUAAAGAUAAACCAUUAAUAUAUUUCUUUUGUAUCCAAGCCACAAAACUGAAUAAAUGUAUCCCUUAUGUUCGA